Messenger RNA from Menidia menidia (Atlantic silverside), 1484 nucleotides. NCBI's taxonomy places the organism in Eukaryota, Metazoa, Chordata, Actinopteri, Atheriniformes, Atherinopsidae. The record is from the annotation of a GenBank genome assembly.
GUAUGCUGAAACGCACUAAAUACAGCCGUCUGCGCAACGAUUCGCUGACUUCUUUGGAGGAUCACCCCCAAAGGAUGCUGCCCCUGAAGAGGGACCUCUGCUUGGACCCCGACUUUGCUCAGCUGGACCCUGGGACCCCCGCCCGGAACGGAACGUCCGCCCUGAGGGACUUCAUCCCCCGGGUGGCCAACAUCCGGCUGCAGAGCCCCAUCUCCCUGCGGGGGAAGGGGACCACCACCCGGGACAGAGCCCUCCCCGAGCACGCCGAGAAACCCCCGACCGGUUCGGACUGGGGCUCGGGCCUGGACCAGAGGUUCUGCAGCCACCCGUCCCUCAGCGUGCCCCUCUCCGGGAGCCAGAACCAGAUCCAACCGAUCCACCCGGUCCACCCGGUCCACCCGGCCCUGCUCUGCACCAGGCGCCCCAUCACCCUGCACCGGAUGGCCAGCCUCCCCGGGCCUGGACCCGGGCCCGGUCCGGGGUCCAGAGGCGCUCUCUGCUGCCUGAAGACGGCGGCGGACGACUGCACGGCGCUGAGGGCGACAAACCGAGCGGUCCACCACCACAUAAAGGUACCUCCCCUCACACCCCGGGAGGCAAUCAGUAGACUGUGCGAGAGGACGCUGUUGAAAACGGCAGUGAAAAAUAAAAAGGGGCCGUCUGCAGUUCUGGGUCAAAUCAACAUGCAGUUUUCCGGGAGCAGGGUCAUCCUCACCGUCUCCAUCGACAGCAUGACGGACAUGGCUGACUACAUUGCCUAUGUUGCAAAGGACAACUGUCCCCCGGGCCGGGCCACUGAGGUCAUAAACAGCAUCGGCCAGGCCUUUGAGACCCGUUUCCGGCAGCUUCUCAGCCAAACGUCCACGCUCCUCUCUCCAAGGUUGUCCAGGUCGGCGGUGAGAAUCUGCCCCAAAUGGUGCCCCGAGGAGGCCAUAACGGAGCAAAAGGCCAAACGGGAAGGCGAGGGCGGCGGGGAGCGGGACUACUACAAUGUCAUCCCGGGAAAGACGCCACCGCCUGGUGGAACAGAGGACCCGCGGGUCACAGAGCAGGAGAAAAAACAGGAUGCAGAUGUGGAGGAGGUCUGUUUGUCUCCACCCGUUUCUGUGUACGAGAACUGCUCCAUCCCCGAAGAGGCCUCAGCUCCUCCUGAAGGGUCAGAGAAGUCUGCGGUCAGUGUUGAACGAGGCCCGGCUGGAUGUGGGAUCCAGAGCCUGAUCCAGGAGGAGGGCUGGUUUCACGGCAGGUUAGGCAGGGAGCAGGCGGAGUCUCUUCUGACCUGCAGCGGGGAUUUCCUGGUCAGAGAGAGCAGCUCAGCCUCCGGUCAGUACGUCCUCAGCGGCAUGGAGGGGGCCACCGUGCGCCAUCUCCUGCUGGUGUUCCACAGCGUCAGCCACCUGGUGCGGUUCCACAUGGAGAAACGGCUGCCCAUCGUUUCCGGAAGCAGUGAGCUGUGUCUAAAGCAGCCCAUCCUGCAAACACAC